Clupea harengus (Atlantic herring) is the source of this 2093-nucleotide messenger RNA. RefSeq names its product N-acetylglutamate synthase (gene nags). NCBI's taxonomy places the organism in Eukaryota, Metazoa, Chordata, Actinopteri, Clupeiformes, Clupeidae. Gene Ontology annotation, molecular function: L-glutamate N-acetyltransferase activity, acting on acetyl-CoA as donor. Gene Ontology annotation, biological process: L-arginine biosynthetic process; glutamate metabolic process. Gene Ontology annotation, cellular component: mitochondrial matrix. The record is from RefSeq and is a predicted model, not a curated record.
UUCAGCGUGUUCGUUGCUGUCGAAGUAGUUCUCGGUUACUGGUGCCCUCUUGGAUGUUACUAAAGUUUCUAACAUCAAGAUUAAACAUGGCCAAAGUUAAUGCUGGUACGUGUAGCUGCAGAGCCAUGGUCAUGGCUGGCCAGCUUUUGUCUAAACCCUCACCACUGAGCCAGCAAAAUAACCGCCAGCAGAGAUUCCUGAAACUUCAGCGCAGAGUGAUGGCCACCAGCGCCGCUGGACGGGGCAACAAAACCCCGGCUUUGGUUCAACAAGAAAUACCCAGUUCUCUCCCACUGUCCGACCGUCACAGUGUGUCAAAUCGCACAUUUAUUUACCGGGACGUCAAAGCAUUUCUUAAUGAAAUAGGCGGAGAUCCCAGAGAAGCUCGCUACUGGCUCACACAGUUCCAGAGAGCAAAUCUUUCCCAAGUGCCUGCAUUUGCUGUUUUGGAGGUUGAUGAGUCUGUAUUCGAGAACCGUGAGAUGCUGCAGAGCCUGGCCUUCGGGCUCUCCUUCCUGCAGCGGAUGGACAUGAAGCCAGUGGUGGUAAUGGGGCUCCUGUCAGGCAGCUUGGCGGAUGGAGAUGAGCCCAGGGCGGAGCUGGUGCGCCGUUGCCAGUUGCUGACCGAGGUGCUGCAGCACAACACUGCCAGUGUCAUGCCCUUCUUCAGCGCCGAGGCCCUGAUUCAGGUGCAGGAGCCGCCUCAGGGCAGCAGUGUCAGCCCCUCCUCCAUCACUGUGGAUAUGGACCUGCUACAGUGGAGCCUGGACUGCGGCACCAUCCCGCUGGUGUGUCCGGUGGGCCGCGAUCCGUCGGGCCGCUCGGUGGUUCUGCACUCUGUGGAUGUUACCGCGGCAGUGGCGCGAGCGCUGCAGCCUUUUAAGGUCAUGUUCCUAAACAACAGAGGAGGCCUCCGCUCCCAGAAACACAAGGUUUUGGAUUCGGUGUCGUUGCCGGGCGACUUGCCGGCUUUGUCGGAGGCAGCUUGGCUGACGGCAGUCGAACGUCGGCAGGUGUGUGCCAUUGCACAGCUCCUGAACCAACUGCCCAGCGAGUCUUCUGCUGUGGUCACCUCUGCCAGCACACUCCUGACCGAGCUUUUCAGCCACAAGGGCUCUGGAACACUGUUUAAAAAUGGAGAUCCCAUUCACAAGUACAGCAGCCUGGAUGACAUCGACCUGAACCGCCUCCUCAUCCUCAUCAACAAGUCAUUUGGGAAGACUCUGAAGGAGGAUUACAUAGCGUCACUGAAAGGUCGCUUGCACUCCAUCUACCUGUCUGAGGGGUACAGCGCUGCUGCCAUCAUCACCACGGAGAGUGUGAGCAGUGGCACGCUCUACCUGGACAAGUUUGUGGUGAGCAGUAGCAAGCAGGGCCAGGGCACCAGCCAAAUCCUGUGGGAGUGCAUCCGCCAAGACCUGGGCAAGCUCUUCUGGCGGUCCCGGGCCACCAACCGCAUCAACCCCUGGUACUUCAAGCACUGUGACGGCAGCUUUGUCAACGGCAGCUGGACCGUGUUCUGGUUCGGCCUGACGGACAUCAGGGAGUCGUACGAGCUGGUGGAGUACGCCAAGCGACUGCCCGACGUCUUCUGCAGCCCAGAGCAGACGGACAAGGCAUUGGAGCCCCCACCAGGAUCCUGAAGAGGCUACCAUCUUUGCCUUUCUGCUAAACCCACAACUCAAGCUGUGAGAUGCCACAAAUCGUCGAGUUACUUUUGACAUUAAACCACUAUCAGACACCUGCGCCUAAAAGCUUGCAGUUAUUUGAACCAUCACCAUUUCAUUCGAGAUCUUGAUUGUUGGCCAAAUCUGGGGCCUAAAUAGGAUGGGUGUGAGGUGUGUAUUGUCGCUGUGCUUCAUCUUGUUAUGUCCCAGAAAACACAAUUCAUGAAAAGACCAUUCAAAAAAGGACUAAAUUGGAUAGAUGACUGUGACAAAGGUUUUGCAUGUCCAAGUUUACUAAUGCAUGGCAGGUCAUUCCGGUGUUUGUAGUAGGUUAUUAAUACACUCCAUUUGCUUCAGCUUGCUUGGCCAUUCAUUUACACUUGGAUAUGGAAAGAGUAAUUAAGGAAGUACAGAUUGGAACAUCAU